AAAUGUAAACAAAAUAAACCGCGAAAUGCCUCAGCAGAACGCCGACCCGCGUUACUCAUUAUUUUGACUGUAUUUCUGUGCUGGUGCUCUGUAUAUAUACGGCCUUGGUAUAAAGUGGGAUGGUUCAAAAUACGCAACUUGCUUCAACGUUACAAAUCCACAGAGGUUUGGAGGACGGGAGCGUGUAGCAAGUGUGUAGUAUGCAUGCGUUUAGCGUGCGAGGCGCUGCCGUUGAUGCGGUGCAAUUGUAGUCCCGACUCCGAGUACAUAAAAGGUGCAGGUACCCACUUGGUUUCCUGUAAUUCGUUCCCGUUCACAUUUUUUAAGAAUCGAGUUGUUUUUUCUGCUGACUGGGGCUACAGCAAGAUAUUAAAAUGCUGCUGAAGCAUCUGAAAACAAUUUUACCCGCUCAGGACGGCGCCGCCAAAAUAACGGCCAUGACGUGGUCUUACAACAACGUCAAGCUGGCCGUCUGCACCGCUGAUCGCGUCGUUAUCAUGUUUGACGAAAACGGCGAGAAAAAGGACAAAUUCUCCACCAAGCCCAUCGAUGCUAAGUACGGCAAAAAGAGCUACGUGGUGAAGGGCCUGGCGUUCUCUCCAGAUGGCACCAAGCUUGCCAUCGGACAGUCAGACAACAUCAUAUUUGUCUACAAGAUCGGCGAGGACUGGGGCGAGAAAAAGGUGAUCUGCAACAAAUUUGUCCAGUCGGCGGCGGUGACCUGUCUGAUCUGGCCUCUCGAGGGUCCCAUCGUGUUCGGCCUGGCCGAUGGAAAGGUGCGCGGUGCCAACGUCAAGUCCAACAAGUCGCAGACGCUCUACCAGACAGAGUCCUACGUCGUCUCCCUCUCGCCCAAUUCCAGCGGCACGGCCUUCCUGUCGGGACACGCCGACGGCGCCGUCGUUCGGUUCUACGUGUCCAAAGAUGAGGAACAACUGCCUCAGGGUAAGAUCCUACAGCACAACGUACCGCCCUACGCGCUCUGCUGGGCCAACAACCACAUCGGUAUCGGCGGCUGCGACAGAAAGUUCAUCUUCUACACUAAGGAGGGUCGGCUGGGACAGCAGUUUGACUAUGCGCGCGACGACAGUGAGAAGGAGCUGACCACAGCCAUCUGCAGCCCCAGCGGACAGAGUGUAGUCGUCGGCAGUUUCGACAGGCUGCGCGUGUUCGACUGGAGCCCGCGGCGCAACAUCUGGGAGGAGUCCAAGAUGAAGGAGAUCAAAAACCUGUACACCAUCACGGCGCUGGCCUGGAAGCGGGACGGCUCGCGGGUCACCUGCGGCAGCCUGUGCGGCAGCGUCGAGCUCUUCGACUCGGCUCUCAAGCGCGCCGUCUGGAACGACCGGUGGGAGAUGACCUACGUCGGACCGUCCCAGGUGCUCAUCAAACCGCUCAAGGGCGGCGGCCGGGGCGUCAUCCUCAAGUCCCAGUACGGAUACGAGAUCGAGGACGUCAAAUUCAUGGGCAAGGAGCGGUACCUGGUGGCUCGCACGCCGGAGACGCUGCUGGUGGGCGAUCUCUCCCGAAACCUGCUCUCCGAGGUGCCCUGGAUGGACAACAGCGGCAACGAGAAGUUCUUCUUCGAGAACACCAACUGCUGCAUGAUCUUCAACGCCGGCGAGCUGAGCAUCAUCGAAUACGGCAACAACGAGCUCCUCGGAUCAGUUCGCACCGAGUUCAUGAACCCGCACCUCAUUAGCGUGCGAAUCAACGAGCGCAGACAGAAGGGUGUCGAGGACAACAAGAAGAUGGCCUACCUGGUCGACCUCAAGACCAUCACCAUCAUUGACCUCAUGUACGGGGUGAACCUGGGCGUGAUCUCUCACGACACCAAGAUCGACUGGCUGGAACUGAACGAGACGGGCCACAAGCUGCUGUUCAGGGACAAACGGCAGCGACUGCAGCUGGUCGACAUCGAGACCAAGACCAACACCGUCAUACUCAACUACUGCAGCUUCGUGCAGUGGGUGCCGGGCAGCGACGUGGUGGUGGCCCAGAGCCAGACCAACCUCUGCAUCUGGUACAACAUCGACGCCCCCGAACGGGUCACUAUGUUCCCCAUCAAGGGAGACAUCGUCGACAUCGACCGCAGCGACAACAAAACAGAGGUGAUAGUUCAGGACAGCCGCCAGGAGUACUCGUACACGCUGGACGAGGGUCUGAUCGAGUUCGGCACGGCCAUCGAUGACGGCGACCUGCUGCGCGCCAUGACCUUCCUCGAGUCGCUGGAGCUGACGCCGGAGGCCGAGGCCAUGUGGCGCACGCUGGGCCGGCUGGCGGUCGACAGUCAGCAGCUGCACAUCGCCGAGCGGUGCUAUGCCGCCCUGGGGGACGUCUCCAAGGCCAAGUACCUGCGCGAGGUCAUCAUGCUCGCCGAACAGGUCGCCCAGAAAAUGGGACACGGUGACGGCAUGGACUUUUACGAGGUUCGGGCGCGUAUGGCGGUGUUCAGUCGUCAGUUUAAGGACGCAGAGGCCAUCUACCUGGACAACAACCAGGUGGACAGCGUCAUCCGCAUGUACCAGAACAUGAACAAGUGGGACGAAGCACUGCAGGUGGCCGAGACGCGGCGCCACCCGGAGCUGCCGCAGCUGCGCGCCAACUACCACCAGUGGCUGAUGGCCACCCGACAGGAGGAGCGCGCCGGCGAGCUCAAGGAGCAGGAGGGCGACUACAUACACGCCGUCCAGCUGUACCUGCGCAGCGGCCUCCCCGCCAAGGCGGCCCGGGUGACGCUCAACACGCCGGAGCUGGCCAACAACGUCGGCCUCAUUAACGCCAUCGCGCAGGCGCUCAUCACGGCCGAGCUGUUCGAGAAGGCCGGCGAGAUGUACCAGCGGGUCAACGAGCUGGAGCCGGCGCUCGACUGUUUCCGCCGCGGCAGCGCGUACCCGCGCGCCGUGGCGCUAGCCCGCUCCAACUUCCCAUCAGUGGUGGUCCAACUGGAGGAGGAGUGGGGCGACUACCUGGUCUCCAAGCGCGAGAUGGACGCCGCCAUCAGCCAUUACAUCGAGGCCGGCAAGACCAUCAAGGCGCUGGACGCGGCCGUGCACGCCCGUCAGUGGAAGAAGGCCAUGCAGAUCGUCCAGGGCUACCUGGCCGACAAUCCUGGAGCCGCACAGGCUGAUGGGCAAAAGAAGAAGAAGAAAAAGAAGAAGGCGGCUGGCGGCGAACAGGACAUCUCGCCCUAUCUGCUCAAGCUCGGAAACCACUUCGCCCAGAUCGGCGACCACGCCACCGCCGAGAAACUCUUCAUGGACGGUGGCAUGUUCAAGGAAGCCAUCGAGAUGUACAACAACGCCGGCAAGUGGGACAAGGCGCACUACAUCGCGCGCCAGCACAUGGCUCCGGAGCAGGUGACGCAGAUGUACAUCCACCAGGCGCAGGAGCUCGAGGAGUCCGGCAAGUUCAGGGACGCCGAGAAGCUGUACAUCACCGUGCAGGAGCCCGACCUGGCCAUCACCAUGUACAAGAAGCAGCGCCAGUACGACCAGAUGAUGCGGCUGGUGACGGAGCACCACCCGGAGCUGGUGAACCAGACGCACGUCCACCUGGGCGGAGAGCUGGAGAACGAAAACAACUACAAGGAGGCUGAGAAACACUACGUGGCCGGCGGCGACUGGAAGGCGGCCGUCAACAUGUGGCGCGGCCUGGAGAGCUGGGAGGACGCCUUCAGGGUGGCCAAGAACUCGGGCGGCAACAACGCCGCCAAACAGGUGGCCUACCUGUGGGCGCGCACCAUGGGCGGCGAGUCGGCCGUCAAGCUGCUCAGGAAGCUCGGCUACCUGGACCAGUGCAUCGAGUACGCCUGCGAGAGCCUGCAGUUCGACUUCGCCUUCGAGCUGGCCAAGGGCAGCCCGCCGAACAAGGUACAGGAGAUCCACUACAAGCACGCCAUGGCGCUCGAGGACGACGGCAAGUUCCCUGACGCCGAGGAGGCCUUCAUCCGCGCCGGAAAACCGCGCGAGGCCGUGCUCAUGUACGUGCACAACCAGCAGUGGCCGUCGGCGCAGCGUGUGGCCGAAAACUACGAUCCCGACUCCGUGCCGGACAUCCUGGUCGGCCAGGCCCGCCAGGCGUUCCAGGAGCAGAACUACAGCAAGUUCGAGUCGCUGCUGCUGCGGGCCGGCCGCUCCGAGAUGGCCAUCGGACUCUACAAGGAGGCCAACAUGUGGCAGGAGGCGCUGCGCGUCUGCCGCGAGUACGCACCGCACAAGCUGGACGAGCUGCAGGAGGAGUACGACAAGAACGUGAUGAAGCAGACGGGCACCAGCACGGCCAGCGGCGACGUGCGCAUGCUGCUCGAGCAGGCCGCCAAGUGGGAGCAGACCGACGACGUCGCCAAGGCUAUCGACUGCUACAUGAAGAUCAACCCGUCGAUGACUCAGGACCGCGCCAUCGUGGAGAAGGCCUGGAUGAAGGCCGCCGAACUGGCCAUCAAGUUCCUCGGCUCCACCAAGGGACCCAAGCUGGCAGCAGAGAUGGGUAAGCGGCUGCUGGAGAUCGGCGCCAACAGCGCGGCCGCCCAGGUGUUCCUCGGCUCGGAUAAAGUGCGCGAGGCCAUCGAGGCGCUCGUGCAGGCGUCCGAGUGGCAGAAGGCCAAGAAAAUCGCCCAGGAGAUGGAGCCGAGCUAUCUGAAGUACGUGGAGGAGAAGUACAAGGAGUUCCUGAAGACCGAGGGCCAGGCAGACGCUCUGGCCAGCGUGGACGUCAUCCAGGGGCUCGACAUGUUCGUCCAGAAGGGUCAGUGGCAGAAGUGCAUUGAGACGGCCAAGCAGCACGGUCCUCAGGUGCUGCACAAGUACCUGGCCCUGUACGCCGCCCACCUCAUCAAGGAGAACAUGCCGGUGGACGCGCUGAAGCUGUACGUGAAGCACGGCGCGCCGGCCCAGUCGCAGAAUUACAACAUCUACAAGUACAUCACGGUCAGCAUGUUCGGCCAACACUCGCUGGCCAAGCCCGAGAGCUACAAGGUGUGGUCGGAGCUGCGAGAGUUCCUCUUCGAUCUGGUGGGCAACAUGAACCACUCGGCGGAGGCGGGCUCGGCGGUGCACGAGGUGUUCCAGACGAUGCUGUUCGUGGCCCACCUGCUGGCCGCCCGCUCGGCCGCCUACAGCGUCGACCAGCUCACCAUGGUGGCCAGCAAGAUCUCCGUGUCGCUGCUGCGCUACACCGAACUGGUGCCCGCCGACAAGGCCUUCUUCGAGGCGGGCGUCGACGCCAAGAAGGUGGGCUGGGACAACCUGGCGUUCGUGUGCUGGAACCACUUCCUGGACCUGGUGGAGGCCAUCGAGGAAGGCUCGCUGGACACCAUCGACCACAGCGACUUCGCCGACACGGACGUGCCGUUCGAGAUCCCGCUGCCGCCGCGCGCCAACGUGGACGCCGCCGAGACGGAGCGCGCCAAGGAGUGGGUGCUGGCCGUCAGCAUGGACCAGUCGGUGGAGCAGGAGCUGCCGCGCGACGAGCGCGGCUGCUACGCCGCCUCGCUGCUCAACCCGGACGGCAGCCGAGCGCCGCCCUGCGUCGUCACCGGCUACCCCGUGCUCAAGAACAAAAUGGAGUUCCAGUACGGCAAGGUGGCCAACAAGGACGACUGGAACUCGCUGGUGAUGACGGCCAAGAUGACCAACAGCGUGGAGCUGACGGACGUGCUACGGUUCGUGGGCACGUGGGCGGGCACCGGGCAGCAGGGCUUCCGGCUCUGAGUGGCCCACCUCCGUCCCGGCCGGGCCCGAUUCCGUCCCAGGUCGUACCUGGUGCCCGGCAGUCAUGCCGACCGGUAUAAUCUGUGUUACACUAUUCUAGUCGCCCAUGUGGUGCCACACGGGCUGCGUCCAGUGUUAUUUUUGCUCCGCUGAUAUCGUUAAUCGCUUGUUAUUUGUCCCCCUCUGUGCCCGUCUGCCUGUGCCGCUCCAUAUUUCACUCACUCACCCGUCCAAGGCGGCCGCGACAAGGCGAGUCGCGGCGCCGCUUUACCCAGCGGCCCAGUCUUCGAUGACUGCAAUACCGCUGUGUACGCUCAUUACUCCGGGAUCGGGCAGCAUUCGAUGCCAGGCUUAGCCGAGGCUGCCGACCGCCAUUGUCCACGCAUAUCUGUCGGUAGCCUGUGUUUGUCUGCAGCCGGCAGUUGUAACGAGUCCGUCCACUCAAGAAAGCAUCGCGGUGAUAAAUCGCAGCAAUGCACUGUAUGUGUUAUAAUUACGAAAAUAAAGUGUGCAAUAUAACCGGA
Messenger RNA from Amphibalanus amphitrite, 6235 nucleotides. RefSeq names its product intraflagellar transport protein 172 homolog. Gene Ontology annotation, cellular component: ciliary basal body; axoneme; intraciliary transport particle B. The record is from RefSeq and is a predicted model, not a curated record. Bases 375 to 5711 code for a protein of 1778 amino acids. NCBI's taxonomy places the organism in Eukaryota, Metazoa, Arthropoda, Thecostraca, Balanomorpha, Balanidae. Gene Ontology annotation, molecular function: protein binding. Gene Ontology annotation, biological process: intraciliary transport. The transcript is spliced from 34 exons.